This is a messenger RNA of Nothobranchius furzeri (turquoise killifish), 2142 nucleotides long. Its product is annotated as neuropeptide Y receptor type 4-2. Gene Ontology annotation, molecular function: neuropeptide Y receptor activity; neuropeptide binding. Gene Ontology annotation, cellular component: plasma membrane; neuron projection. NCBI's taxonomy places the organism in Eukaryota, Metazoa, Chordata, Actinopteri, Cyprinodontiformes, Nothobranchiidae. The record is from RefSeq and is a predicted model, not a curated record. Gene Ontology annotation, biological process: G protein-coupled receptor signaling pathway.
UUUCCCCCCUCUCUGCUGUUUCUGACAGAAACGCUCUGGUUAUCAUCAUGUUCAGCUCCUUUUGCUUAACUCCCAUCCCUGUGGACUCACACCUGUUCAGAGCGUCGUCUUCUGUCAUCCUGGCUUCAGAGAAACUCUUCGUUGAGCCACCCCCCCACAUGCAGGCUUUCAGAGGACUGAGAUGGACAGAUAGAUCUAGGGAACUAGUGACAUUCAUGUCUUGCUGAGAUGUCCUUUGGUGGCAACACAAGCCAGGCCUUCUCAUCAGCAUCGCCUCUUCUAUUCAACAUCUCCACCCCUCCGCUUCCCCUACAACGGCAGAGAGAAAGUGUCAGUCGUGAGUCGGUGCAGGAGUGGCCCGGGAACAGGACCCAGCUCAUUUCAGACCUUUCCGUUCUUGAGCACGAGGAGCAGUGCCACAUGUCUCCUGUUCUCACGACGUGUCUCGUGGUGUGGUACAGCGUUACGCUGGUGCUUGGGCUAGUGGGGAACAUCGGCCUCAUUUGCAUCAUCACCCAUCGCAGGGAAAAGAUCAACGUCACAAGCAUUUUUAUUUGUAAUCUGUCAUUCUCUGACAUUCUGAUGUGUGUGUUCUGCCUCCCCUUCACUGUCAUUUACACACUCAUGGACCAUUGGGUGUUUGGCUCGCUGCUGUGUCGACUGGUGCCGUUCAUCCAGUGCAUGUCUGUUACCGUAUCAGUGCUGUCGUUGGUGUUCAUCGCUCUAGAAAGGCAUCAGCUAAUCAUUAAUCCCUCUGGGUGGAAACCCAGCGUUCCACAGGCCCACACAGCAGUCGUUCUUAUUUGGAUUCUUGCCAGCUUCACCUCUACCCCCUUUUUAGCCUUUCAGAUACUCACAGAUGAGCCUUACACUAAUGUAGUCCUGCCACUCUAUCAGCAAAUGUAUCCUCACGCCUAUCUCAACGCAUCCUUGCCUCAGUAUUCCUCCUAUCCAUUCAAAAACUCAUCUGUGCCUCUAAAUUUGUACCGCUCCCUCUUUUCUUUUGUCCCCACCUCCCCUCACAUGGAGGCCUGUGUGGAGCACUGGCCAUCCCCAGAACACAGAGUCGCUUACACCACAUGGCUCCUGCUGUUCCAGUACUGUGGUCCACUUUUGUUGGUGUUGCUUUGCUACGUCAGAGUUUUUGUACGACUUCGUCACCGCAAAGACAUGCUGGAUCGAGCCAGGACCCCAGAAAGCCAGCGCAUGACCCACAGCCGACGCAUCAACAUCAUGCUGGUUGCUUUAAUAACAGCCUUUGCUCUUUGCUGGCUCCCUCUCACCAUCUUCAAUGUGUUGUCAGACUGGAACCUGGAGGCUCUCCCCAUCUGCCACCAUAACCUCCUGUUCUCCCUCUGCCACCUGCUGGCCAUGUCCUCCACCUGCAUUAACCCCAUCAUCUACGGCUUCCUCAACUCCAACUUUCGGCAGGAGGUGAGAGAGAUACUGCUCCACUGCCGCUGUCUCCCACAAGAGGAGGAGUGUGAUCGUCUCCCCAUGUCGACAGUGCACAUGGAAAUGUCCCGCACCUCUGUGCCUCUCCAGUGCAGGAGCAACUCGGUCUGAUUAUGAUGCUGCAACAUAAAUCUACCCGUUAAACCAAGAAGUAUUCCCACUAAACGUACAGUCGUAGUACAAACUUUUAGUCUAUGUUAAACUGUUUAAAAUAAUAUUUUUUAUUACAUGACUUAAAAUUUUUGCUAUUUGUGUUGUGAAAUAUGAGUGAAAUGCUUAGGUGGUGAAGAAAGACAUGUGUUUGUGGUUAAUGCAGUUUAUAUGUUUCAAAAUAGUGCUUUGCUAAACUCAUCUGAAUUUUGUCAUUAAUCACAAAUAUUUUAAAUUUGGUUGUAACUAAAAGAAAACACACAUUCAUCUUUUCGAUAGAAGUGAUUUAGGCCAUGGAUCUGUUCCAAGUUUUCAAGUAUUUCUUGACGGUAAAUAUAUGCUUGUUUGUGUGUAGAUUAAAUCUAAUAGUUCAUCUAUUAAAUUCAGAAGCUUGCUUUGAUUGUGUUGCACUGAUAAUGGCAGUGCAGUCAUACAUAUGUGAAAAGUUUAAUAAUUCUUCUCCCUAUUUAAUACAAAAGUGCUUUGUGAUCUUGUAAUACUGUAGAUACAGAGCAAAAUACAUAAUAAAGUAUAAAA